This is a messenger RNA of Capsaspora owczarzaki ATCC 30864, 1106 nucleotides long. RefSeq lists its product as hypothetical. Lineage: Eukaryota; Filasterea; Ministeriida; Capsasporidae. The record is from RefSeq and is a predicted model, not a curated record. The transcript has 5 exons. Gene Ontology annotation, cellular component: cytoplasm; phagophore assembly site membrane; Atg12-Atg5-Atg16 complex. Bases 20 to 952 code for a protein of 310 amino acids. Gene Ontology annotation, biological process: C-terminal protein lipidation; cellular response to nitrogen starvation; autophagosome assembly.
GUCUCUUUCUUUGAACAAAAUGGCGGACGACCGUGAGAUUGAGCGCCAGAUCUGGGAGGGCAAAGUGCCCAUUGUGUUCAACCUCGCGCAGAGUGAAGUCACCGGCGACGAGCCGCCAGAGCCAUACUAUUUGCUUGCACCGCGGUGCUCGUACUUGCCGCUCGUCACGACCAAGGUCAAGAAGCACUUCCAGUCCACAGGCACCGACACGGAGGACGAGAUGUGGUUUGACUAUGCCGGACAGGCACUCAAAUGGCAUUACCCGAUCGGCGUCUUGUUCGACUUUUACGGAUCUCCAUCGCAGCUGCCUUGGAGCGUGACAGUCCAUUUUCAGGGCUUUCCUGAAGACGAGGUCUUGCGCUGUCCCGACAAGGAGACGGUGGAGACCCAUAUGAUUGCCACCAUCAAAGAGGCCGACUACCUCAAGAACGGCUCCACCAAAAAGCUGCUUGCCAUGCUGAAAAAAGAUCAAAAGCAGCUGUGGAUGGGCCUCAAAACCUUCAAGUUUGAUCAGUUUUGGAGCGUCAACAAGCGGUUAACACAACGCGACGAAACAGAUCCAUUCAAGAACGUGCCAUUCCGCAUUUACGUGCCAGACCAGCCCGUGCUGCAGGAGCCAUUCCCUCCGUUCCGUCAGGACGGUUCUGAGUACACACUCGGCGAUCUGCUUGCUACCGUUCUGCCAGAGCUGUUCCCCGCCGAACGCGUCUCGCCCUUCCUUGUGGCAUUCAAUGCCGCUGCCGCUGAAGCUCGCGCUGCCGAAGGUGGUGCGCCAGAGGACGUGCCGGUUGCGCCGCCCUCCUCCCUUGGAAAGCAGGUGGAGUUGCCUCAGAUUGUGCUCCAUGGCAUCUCCCCUGCGUUCGAGACACCCUUGCUCUGGUUGGGCGAGCACUGCUGCUACCCCGACAACUUUUUGCACAUUUGCAUUUUGCCCAGCGAGCUUACUGCAUGAACAGGGCAGCCGCACCCCCAGAACAGACCAGAAUACUCGCUCCUGCCAUGUCGACUUUUCGUGUGACUUGUGAGAGAGGUUUUUGUUGCGAUGGAUUUUUUUUUGGCUGGUGUUUUCUUAUUGAUCAGCCUUUUGAAUAGUAAAUGAAUGUUUG